AGAGAAGCGGGAGCUGCAGCGGGAGCCGCUGCCAUGGUGCUGCCGCUCGCGCGCCGCGCGCUGCUGGCGGGCCGCCGGCGGCUCCCCCGUCCCGCCUCCGCUCCCCGCGCUCCGGCGGCGGCGGCGCGGCUCUGCUCGGGCGCGGGGGGCGAGGCGGAGGCGGCCGGCGGGGACGGGGCGAUGCUGCGGCACCUGACGCGCAAGCUGCGGGCCAGCGGGCCGGUCACGGUGGCCGAGUACAUGCGGGAGGCGCUCACCAACCCCGGCCAGGGUUACUACACACACCGCGGCGGCGUCGGCGAAAGCGGGGACUUCAUCACCUCGCCUGAAAUAAGCCAGGUGUUCGGAGAGUUAAUAGGAAUAUGGUACAUUAGUGAAUGGAUAGCCAUGGGCAAACCGCCCGCCUUCCAGCUGGUGGAGCUGGGCCCAGGGAGGGGCACCCUCACCGAGGACAUACUGCGGGUCUUCAAGCAGCUCACCUCUGUUCUUAGUACAUGUGAUGUCUCUGUUCAUCUGGUAGAAGUGAGCCCCAAACUCAGCGAGAUCCAAGCAGUGAUGCUGACAGGAGGAAAGGCGCAGCCAAGCCCUGAGGAUGAGUCUGCUUACAUGAAAGGCAUUAGCAAGACUGGAAUUCCCAUUUUUUGGCACAGAGACAUUCAAGAUGUGCCACCAGGCUACAGCUUUUAUCUAGCACAUGAGUUCUUUGAUGCCCUGCCAAUACAUAAGUUUCAGCGAACAGAGAAAGGCUGGCGUGAGGUGUUGGUUGAUAUUGACCCAGAAGUUCCUGGCCAGCUGCGGUUUGUCCUGUCACCAUCCAGGACCCCUGCGACGCAAAACUUUAUUCAGCCAGAAGAAACAAGAGACCACGUGGAAGUGUGUCCUGAGGCUGGUGUCAUUGUGCAGAGGCUGGCCUCUCGGAUAGAGAAGGAUGGUGGAGCUGCUCUGGUUGCAGAUUACGGCCACGACGGAACCAAAACUGACACUUUCCGGGGUUUUCAGAAUCACAAACUUCACGAUGUGCUGAGUGCUCCAGGUACAGCAGACCUGACAGCAGAUGUUGAUUUCAGCUACCUUCGAAAGAUGGCACAGGGAAAAACAGCUACAUUAGGCCCUAUAAAACAGAGGGAGUUUUUAAAGAACAUGGGCAUUGACCUCCGACUGCAGGUGCUCUUGCAGAAUUCAGGUGACACAGCAACUCGUGAGCAGUUACUUCACAGCUAUGAUAUGCUGAUGAAUCCCGAGAAGAUGGGAGACUGUUUUAAUUUUUUUGCCCUGCUGCCUCACCACAGACUUGUACAUCCUGACAAGAAAGAUAAGCCAGAAUCAAAGUCUCCCCUACCACCUGUUGCUGGAUUUAAUGAACUGUUACUAAAGUAAUUUCAAAUACUAUGGCAAAAUGUGUGAUGGCUGUUUCAGAAUAAGUCUUCAGUGCAGCACACCAAACCUCUGGACUGACCUAUUCAAAGCAGCAUGAGUGGAAAUAAAACACUGCACAUACAGAAACCAGCACACACAGAGCAGAGAAUGAACAACGUUUUGGGAGUCUUAUGAGAGAACAGAGCGAAAUAUUUACUAACGGAAUCCAAACUUGUCAGUAAUAAACAUGCACUACGGAGUCUUUAAAUGUA
Molecule: messenger RNA, 1628 nt
Organism: Vidua chalybeata
Lineage: Eukaryota; Metazoa; Chordata; Aves; Passeriformes; Viduidae
Gene: NDUFAF7
Product: NADH:ubiquinone oxidoreductase complex assembly factor 7
Exons: 10
Coding region: 34-1377 (447 amino acids)
Biological process (GO): mitochondrial respiratory chain complex I assembly
Cellular component (GO): mitochondrion
Molecular function (GO): protein-arginine omega-N symmetric methyltransferase activity
Source: RefSeq, a predicted model, not a curated record